GUCCGAGGCGAUUCUCCAGCUCUCGGUGAAAUAAGGACUCGCUCGCCGCCGCACCACCGCUUCUCCGCUUCCCCUCUGUAAACCAGACGCCAAAGCCCCUACCACCUGAAACCCUAACGAGGAGAGGAUUCCAAUAAAAAGGAUUAGAAAUCUUGUUAAAACCUCAAUUUCUUGAUUCUAGUUCUCUCUACUUGGGUUUAAACCCUAGAGAAAUCGAAAUCGAGCUCCAGAGAUGCAAAACGACGAGGUGAUAUGGCAAGUAAUCAGGCACAACCACUGCAGCUUCAUGGCCAAAAUCACUACUGGGAAUUUCUGUAGAAAUCCAUACAACGUUACAGGCAUCUGCAAUCGAAGCUCGUGUCCCCUUGCCAACAGCCGUUAUGCCACUAUUCGCGAUCACGAUGGGGUUUUUUACUUAUACAUGAAAACUAUUGAAAGGGCUCAUAAGCCAAAUGAAUUGUGGGAAAAAGUUAAACUGCCCAGAAAUUAUGAGAAAGCACUAGAAACUAUUGACAAACACCUGGAAUAUUGGCCGAAGUUACUUGUGCAUAAAAUCAAGCAACGUCUCACCAAAAUGACUCAAUAUCGGAUCCGUAUGAGGAAGCUCCAGUUGAAAGUGAGGGAGAAGAUAAUGACAGUGCCUAGAAAAGAGAAGAAAAGAGAGGCUAGGAGGGAGGAAAAGGCUGAAAAGGCGGCAGUUCUGGAUAAGAGUAUUGAGAAUGAAUUGUUGGAACGGCUAAAGAAAGGUGUUUAUGGUGACAUAUACAACUAUCCUGUCGAGGCAUAUAAUAAUGUCCUUGAAAUGGAGGGGCUACAGCCCAGCAUUGAAGAAGAAGAUGAAGAACCUGAAGUGGAGUAUGUUGAAGGCUAUGAUGUACUUGAAGAGGAAGAGGACAUUGAAGACUUUGGUGGAUUUGUAAAGGACGAGUCAUUGAAUGAAGAUGGUUAUGAUGACAUGCACGAGGACGAGGAAGAGAUGGAUCCAUCUGAUCAGCAGGUUGCAAAGAAAAUGCGAAGAGGAUCUGGGUCUGAUUCAGGAACAAAGGUGAAAAGAAAGGGGAGGGUACUUAUUGAGGUUGAACGUGAUGAAGAUGUGGAUGAUAGACAAAAGACACAUAUGUGAGGUUAAGAUGAAGUGCUUAUUUCAUUCACAUUGGCAUCUGGCACUGCUUGUGUUGUUAACAUGUUUCCCGAGGUUAUCCUACGGAAAGCACUUGGCAGAAGCGGCAAGAGGAUAAUCUUCCCUCGCCUUAGAGAUGAAAUUUUGAAGGGGGUGCUUGCGGAUGAAUAUUUUCAUGAGGUUGAUACAGUAUGGAUCCAAAAUAUUCAUGCGAAGUUCUUUUAAAAGGCAUAUUUUAUGUUUUAUUGCCUUUGUAUUUUUCUCGCCAUGAUAAAUAGGGCUUGUUAAUUUUGACCUUUUGGUUCAACGAUCAAACCACCACCUUUAUACC
Messenger RNA from Phoenix dactylifera (date palm), 1451 nucleotides. Its product is annotated as MAK16 protein-like protein. NCBI's taxonomy places the organism in Eukaryota, Viridiplantae, Streptophyta, Magnoliopsida, Arecales, Arecaceae. Gene Ontology annotation, biological process: maturation of 5.8S rRNA; maturation of LSU-rRNA. Gene Ontology annotation, cellular component: nucleolus; preribosome, large subunit precursor. The record is from RefSeq and is a predicted model, not a curated record.